AUGCCGAUAUCCAAGAUAUUCAAUCGGGUGAAGUCUUGGUUUUCGACCGCGCGCGGGGAUACCAGCCAUCGCUUCGAGACGUCCUGGAUCCUGUCGCCGGGGCUUCUGUUCGCCAUCCGGGCUGCCAUUUCUCUCUACGCGUUCAGCGUAGUUUUCUUUAUCAUCGGCUGGGAACUCGCGGGCCGGAGUUCCCUCUCCGUCCACGAUGUCAAUAAAUCCUUUUCCUUCUUCACGGGUACCACUGAGCCCCUCACCGUCCUCUGCUACUGGGGCCUCUGCUUCUACUUCCUCGUCGCCGCCAUCCACACCGCAUCCUACGCCACCACCAAUGGCGGCACGCCCUUCCUGAACCGCAUGUCCCGGCCCCUCCAAGCUCUCCACUCCCUCUUCUACACCACCAUCACCACCUACCCGUUUCUCGUCACCAUCGUCUACUGGGCCCUCAUCUACGGCCCCGACCACCCCUACACCAAUGCCUUCUCCCUCUGGUCCAACAUCUCUCAACACGGCCUCAACUCCGCAUUCGCCCUCUUUGAAAUCCUCCUCACGCGCACCGCGCCCCCGCCGUGGAUCCACUUCCCCUGGCUCGUCGUGAUUCUGCUCUGCUACCUCGGCGUCGCCUACAUCACCUACGCCACGAAGCACUACUUCGUCUACAGAUUCCUGAAUUUCAAGCCGGCGCAGCACGUCACGCUCCCCGGUGGUGGCACCGAGAACAUCGGCGGCGUGGGCGCGGCUGCCGUCGUGGCUUACGGCAUCGGCAUCGCGGUCGCCAUCCUGGUCAUCUUCUGUGCGAGCAGGAUGCUGAUCCAGCUGCGCCUGUGGGUGACGGAGACGAAGAUGGGGAAGCGGGGCGUCUUCUGCGUCGGGAGGGGCCAGCCGGGUGGGGACGUGGAGCUGGAGACGUCGCGGCCGUGGGAGGCUGACAAGCCGUAG
Molecule: messenger RNA, 936 nt
Organism: Drepanopeziza brunnea f. sp. 'multigermtubi' MB_m1
Lineage: Eukaryota; Fungi; Ascomycota; Leotiomycetes; Helotiales; Drepanopezizaceae
Cellular component (GO): membrane
Source: RefSeq, a predicted model, not a curated record